Molecule: messenger RNA, 2026 nt
Organism: Strongylocentrotus purpuratus (purple sea urchin)
Lineage: Eukaryota; Metazoa; Echinodermata; Echinoidea; Camarodonta; Strongylocentrotidae
Product: prickle planar cell polarity protein 3-B-like
Exons: 10
Coding region: 208-1893 (561 amino acids)
Molecular function (GO): zinc ion binding
Source: RefSeq, a predicted model, not a curated record
AAGGAUAGACUAUGAAUUACUUUUCACCCUUCAACACAGAAUCUGCUGCUUGGCAUGUAUCAGAACUUGAGAAGUUUGGAUAGUUGCGCAAGUCACUAUGAGCAAAACUUACAUGAUAUGAAGCUGCUCGUACCAUCAUCAAAACUUUUGGAUGUUAGAUACGAAGAACUAGCUUCAAAACUUCUUAAUUAGCAUUGUGCCAUCAAGAUGUUUCGCAAGUUAAGACGAGUGUUCAGCGUGCGGAGUGUUCUCUCUCAUAAUAUUAAGAAGAGGCAGAAUUCCGCCUUUGAAGAGGUGGAUAAAGGGCAGCCCUGUUUGAGCUGUGGAGAUAAGUGCCUAGGAUUUGUGCCACAUAAAUGGAGGAGUACAUGCGCAUCAUGCCACUGUGGUAGAGAAGACCAUGACAUCAUACAUGAUAACUUAGUUACUGUUUUUGAGAGAUUAAAUAUUCCAAUUGAGGACCAUGCUCAGCUACAGAGGACUAAAGAGAAGGCUCUGGCCCUGGGCUACUCAUGGGUACCACAAGGCCUAUCUGUUACUAAGAUUGAGGAUUUCAUGAACUCAUUACCCAAUAAUCAAAUUCCAAGACUACAUACGCCUGGUGAGAAGUACCGAGACAGGCAGCUGAUCAUUCAGAUACCCAAACAAGAUGUCUCAGAAGAAUUCUGUCACUUCCUCGGUGAUGCGGCAACCAAUGAAAGCUUCACGCAAUUCCUAGAGCUACGAGAUGAAACAGCGUUCGGGAUCGGCAAAGUCAAAGACUAUUUACCUCAAGAUACGGAAUGUUUCAAGUGUGGUGGAGAGAUCGAAGCAGGAGAGAUUGGUAUCUUUGUGGAUAAGAUGGAGGAGGAGGCUUGCUGCUGGCAUCCAUUCUGUUUUACCUGUAAUACAUGUGAAGAACUACUGGUUGAUACAGGAUACUUCUUCAGGGAUGGACAGAUCCACUGUGAACGGCACUAUGCAGAAUCCAUAAUGCCCCGCUGUGCCUCAUGUGAUGAGCUGAUUUUCACUGGAGAGUACGUGAGAGCCAUGGAUGAAAACUUCCACAGCGGUCACUUCUGCUGCCAGCAGUGUGACAAAGCUUUGAGUGGACAGAGUUACAUCUUAAAAGAAGAGAAACCGUUCUGUGUGGCUUGCUAUGAUGAUAACUUUGCUAAUGAAUGCGCUGAGUGUAACCAGAAGAUAGGACACGAUAGCAAGGAUCUUAUUUUCAAGUCAAAGCAUUACCAUGAGACAUGCUUUGAAGCCCGCUACACAUGUUCUAUGUGCAAGGCGUCUCUUGCAGACAAGGCCUUCGGUAACUGGGAUGGACAACUCUGCUGCCUCCAAUGUUAUGAGAAGAACUUGGCCAAGAACUGCCAAGCAUGUGGAGAAUUAAUAAAGCCUGGAAUGAAACGUCUUGGAUUCCAGGGUAAGGAAUGGCACGACAAGUGCUUCAGAUGCAAGGUUUGCGACAAGCAUAUCGGAGGGGGCAGCUUCGUACCCAAGGAGGACAACAUUUACUGCAGUACGUGUUACGAGGAGACCUUUGGUACCAAAUGUGCUGGUUGCGGCAAGAUCAUCUCUACCGGUGGAUUGCAGUAUAAGAACGAGCCAUGGCAUAGAGAAUGUUUUGGGUGUGCAGAGUGUGGCAAGUCUCUCUAUAACACCCGCUUCACGGUGAGGGAUGACAAGAGACUCUGCGCUGACUGCUUUGGAGAGAGGUAUGCCAGGAAAUGCUCAGAAUGCAAGCAACCCAUCGUUGGUCAAGGAGGGACCAAAUAUGUGUGCUUUGAGCAGAGGAAUUGGCACAACAAAUGCUUCAACUGCAAAAAGUGUCAAGUCUCUCUUGUGAAUGAGUGCUUUGUGACGGAAGGAGAGGAGAUCAUUUGCCCUAACUGUGCACAAGGCUAGACGAGGAGUACUUCCUGACCCCACCCAUCUUAGCCCCCCCCCCUCCCCACCCUCCUCAUGCCCCACCCCUAGGCCCCACCCUUAUUAUGUAGUGUAUAGCUCAUAGUAUCUUCUUGCUAGUUUAUCAUUUCUG